Molecule: messenger RNA, 1206 nt
Organism: Lodderomyces parapsilosis
Lineage: Eukaryota; Fungi; Ascomycota; Pichiomycetes; Serinales; Debaryomycetaceae
Gene: RPT6
Product: proteasome regulatory particle base subunit
Exons: 1
Coding region: 1-1206 (401 amino acids)
Biological process (GO): proteasome-mediated ubiquitin-dependent protein catabolic process
Cellular component (GO): proteasome regulatory particle, base subcomplex
Molecular function (GO): proteasome-activating activity; ATP hydrolysis activity; ATP binding
Source: RefSeq, a predicted model, not a curated record
AUGAGCACCACAAUUGACAAACCAUAUGUACAUGAAGGAGGAAUAAGACCUUACUUUGAACAACAAAUUCAAGACACAGAGAUUGAGAUCCAGCAAAGAACUCAGAAUUUGCGUCGAUUGGAAGCACAACGUAAUAAGUUAAACAAUAGUGUGAGACAGUUGAAGGAUGAAUUGAGAUUGUUGCAAGAACCCGGCUCAUUUGUAGGUGAAGUUAUCAAAGUCAUGGGUACAAAGAAGGUGUUGGUUAAAAUCCACCCUGAAGGUAAGUACAUUGUAAAUGUCACUAAAGACAUUGAUAUCAAGAAGUUGACACCUUCAAUAAGGGUUUGUUUGAAAGCAGAUAGCCAUGACUUGUACAAGAUUCUACCAAACAAAGUCGAUCCCUUAGUGUCGUUAAUGAUGGUUGAAAAGGUACCUGACUCAACUUAUGACAUGGUUGGUGGAUUAGACAAGCAAAUUAAGGAGAUCAAAGAAGUUAUUGAACUACCAGUAAAGUAUCCCGAAUUAUUCUCAAGUUUGGGUAUAGCACAACCAAAAGGUGUAAUAUUAUAUGGACCACCAGGUACGGGAAAGACCUUAUUGGCUAGAGCAGUUGCACAUCACACUGAUUGUAAAUUCAUCAGAGUGUCGGGUUCCGAAUUGGUGCAAAAGUAUAUUGGUGAAGGUUCAAGAAUGGUUAGAGAACUUUUCGUAAUGGCAAGAGAACAUGCACCAUCUAUCAUUUUCAUGGACGAAAUUGACUCUAUAGGGUCUUCUAGAGUGGAGGGAUCAUCAGGUGGUGAUUCAGAAGUUCAAAGAACUAUGUUGGAAUUGUUGAAUCAAUUGGAUGGUUUCGAAAGUUCCAAAGAUAUCAAGAUCAUCAUGGCAACCAACAGAUUAGACAUUUUGGAUCCUGCGUUGUUGAGACCAGGAAGAAUCGAUAGAAAAAUUGAGUUUCCAGCACCAACAUUACAAGCAAGAACCGAUAUAUUAAGGAUUCACUCAAGAUCAAUGAAUUUGACUAGAGGAAUCAAUUUGAAGAAGAUUGCUGAAAAGAUGAAUGGUUCUUCUGGUGCUGAUGUCAAGGGUGUCUGUACAGAAGCUGGUAUGUAUGCAUUGAGAGAAAGAAGAAUUCAUGUAACACAAGAAGAUUUUGAGUUGGCCGUUGCAAAGGUUAUGUCGAAGAAUAAUGAAGAAGGUAUGUCGCUACAAAAGUUGUUUAAAUAG